AUGUUUACCUUCAGUGAAGAAGAAUUGAAUACAGGAGCUAUUCAUUCACAUGAUGACUCAGCAAAUAGUAGUCCUUCAACAUCAAGUAUGUUGACAACAACAACACAAAACGUAGGACGACCACAAAUAAAACGACCGUCGUCAUUACUUGUAUCAACGCCACCAGAACUUGUUCUACGCGAUACAACAAAUGCCGAAAGUAAAUCAGAAAAUUCGCCGAUAAAUAGCGUGCAAAAACGACAGCAAAAAAAGAAGAAACGCCGAACAGCUAAUUCAUAUUCGGAUAUAUCAUUCAAUGAUAAAUAUAAAUUAACUGAAGAAAUACUUGGAACCGGUGCACACGGAGUUGUCAAGACGUGUCGCGAUCGAAUGACAAAACAAGAAUAUGCGGUUAAGAUAAUUAGUAAAGCGCGUCAUCCGAAUCGAACGCGUGUAUUUAAAGAGAUCGAUAUUUAUUCUCAUUGUCGUGGUUGUGAAAAUAUUCUAAGCAUAAUUGAUUUUCUUGAAGAUGAUGACUAUUUCUAUCUUGUCUUUCAAAAAAUGGAAGGCGGACCAUUACUCAAUCACAUAAUGAAACGUGGUCGUUUAACAGAACGUGAAACUAGUUUAAUCGUACGUGAUAUUGCUAAUGGUCUCAAUUUUCUUCAUUCCAAGGGCAUGUCACAUAGAGAUUUAAAGCCGGAAAAUAUCUUAGUCGAACGUGCCGAUUCAUUAAUACCGAUAAAAUUAUGUGAUUUUGAUUUGGGUUCAGCUAUUCGUCUCAAUAGUAAUAAAACAACACCGAUAUCAACACCGGAAUUAUCAACACCUGUCGGAUCAGUGGAAUUUAUGGCUCCGGAAGUUGUUGAUGCAUGGACAAGUCUGGAAGGUUCAUUGCAAAUGUAUGAUAAACGUUGUGAUUUAUGGUCACUUGGUGUUAUUAUAUAUAUAAUGUUAUGUGGUUAUCCACCAUUUUAUAGUUCAUGUGGUCAUACAUGUGGUUGGACAAAAGGUGAAGAAUGUGAACAAUGUCAGAGUUUAUUAUUUGAACGUAUACAAGAUGGAGAAUUUGAUUUUCCAGAUAAAGAUUGGAAAUAUAUAUCGAAUGGUGCAAAAGAUUUAAUAAAACGUUUACUUGUACGUGAUGCUUCAUUACGUUUAACAGCUGCUGAAGUUCUUCAACAUCCAUGGGUUAAAAAUAGUUAUGAACUUGAUGAUGAACGUCCAUUAAAUACCCCAGAACUUUUACAAAGACAUGAUAGUAUUCGUCGUUUAGAAUCAUUUACAAAAGAUGCAUUAAGUAUAACAAAAAUGAUUGAAGAACGUAAACGUAUGGUGCAUUAUCGUUCACAUAGUACUGAUAGUUUACAUCAACGAAGUCGAUCAUCGUCUCAUGACGAUGCUGAUGAUGAUGAAGAUUUUAAUGAAGUAACACCUAAUGUAAAUAAACGACGUAUACGAAAGAAGAAAAAACAACAACAAACAAAAAAUCAAACAAAUGUUGUUGAUGAUGAUGAUGAUGAUAAUAAUCAAAAUUUUGAAAAUUUAAGACGCAGAUUAUCAAGUGCUACGAUGACAUCAGGUGAAGAAGAUAUUGGUGGUAGUGAUGACUAUUUUGGUUGUAGUUAUAAAACAGUUAUUCAUCGGCCAAUACCAAAUUUUUAUUUGCCACAAACAGAUAAUCUACCUCAACAAGCACCUCCAUCACAACCACUACCGCCACCACCACCACCACCAACACAAACAAUAGUUCUUACACCAACGCCAUUAAUACCAGCACCUGCAUUACCUAUUGUUAUGCUUCCAUCACCACCAAUCAAUUCUCCAAUACAUUAUCGGGCUCAUACAGAUACUGAUCUUGUUUAUUAUCAACAUCAACAUCAGCAACAACAACCUCAACCAAUGUAUCAUCCAACUAAUUGGUAUCCACCGAUAUUUAUCUAUGGGCCACCACCACCACCAUUUGUUAUGCAUCAAGCAUCACUUCGAAGUUCAUCAGUUGAUUGUCGUCGUACGGCAAAUAACAUAAAUGAACCUCAUGUUAUGCGUCCGGAAAGGGUUUGGUGA
Molecule: messenger RNA, 2046 nt
Organism: Rotaria sp. Silwood2
Lineage: Eukaryota; Metazoa; Rotifera; Eurotatoria; Philodinida; Philodinidae
Source: the annotation of a GenBank genome assembly